Clunio marinus is the source of this 562-nucleotide messenger RNA. NCBI's taxonomy places the organism in Eukaryota, Metazoa, Arthropoda, Insecta, Diptera, Chironomidae. The record is from the annotation of a GenBank genome assembly.
AUCAUUGUCUUCAGUUCAUCAUAGAAUUCACUUGACUUCAAGAUGAAAGGUUUAACAAUUUUGUUGUUCGCAACUGUCAUUGCUUCUAGUGAUGCUGCUCAGAAGUGUGAAGAAGUUACAGAUCCGUGCGCUUCUGUUAGGGCAGAUGCAGCUCCCAUUUACGAGAAUGCAAAUAAUGUUUUCAAAGAGGUUGAUGACAGAUGUACACCACUUUUUGAAGCUGUAGAACCGAGACCAGCAUCGGAUGAACUCACCGCAGAACUCAGCCAAAUUUUAUUGCAAUGCUCACGUGAUAUGGAAGAUGACUAUAUAAAUGCCUUUACAGGCCUUGGAGAACUCUUGGGAAUAGACCCUCCUCAACUUUAUUUGCUUAUGUUUUUAAAUAAUGAAAGGGAAGGUUUGAGCCGUUUGUCUUGCUGAAACUGAUAGCGCGUUCAACGCAAACUAUGCAAGCAUUUCGGACAAUUGGCUUGUUAUUGCUGAUUCCAAAAGAUUGUAAGUGAUUCAAUGAAAAUUAUAUUAAAGUUUUGAUCAUUAUAAAGAAAAAAGUCACUUUUUGAAU